Messenger RNA from Daldinia loculata, 1696 nucleotides. RefSeq lists its product as uncharacterized. Lineage: Eukaryota; Fungi; Ascomycota; Sordariomycetes; Xylariales; Hypoxylaceae. The coding region runs from base 328 to 1578 and encodes 416 amino acids. The record is from RefSeq and is a predicted model, not a curated record. The transcript has 2 exons.
GAAAGAUGUUCUGUUGUAAUAACCACCAAUUCGACUUGAAGUUGGAAACGGAUGAUAUUAGUCACUUUAAGAAUCCUAACAGGAUCUUCGGACGAGCCCCCUUUCACUACUAACCCUGGCAAGGACAUGCUUUGGGCACCUUUCUUUACCAUUCUUCAUUCAACUUGCCCCCUAUACUAUUAUCCUAUACUAGAAGAAGGUCCCGACCGUUCCCUACAGGCCGUCUAGAUGUUUCUAGUGAGGAUCUCCGGAAAAUCUCGCUCCCUGUACGCGACUGCUCCUUUUUAAAGAGCCAUCUAACAACAUUCUAUCUAAUGGGAUUUCACCAUGCUUCCCCUUUUUGAUACAGUCCUACAGAUGAACAAGGGUGAAUUAGGUAUAGUACCAGCCUUGUCAAGACAUGCACCAAACUCUAUAACUAUCCCUCCUGGGUUAAAUCGUCCCCUAUCUCGCCCCGAGUCACCAAAUAAUCGUAUGCACGUCCCGUACCAGUCUAUGGAAUCAAAUAGCGACCCCAACGCGUCCCGUGCAACAACAUCAAUGCCUGCGUUAUCAUCUACACAGUCACGGUCGGAUCGUCCACAUAUUUGUCGGGUCCAAUUUCGGGCUGCACAAACUCUCCUCCGCUUAAAACAUGCAAAGACUGAGGAAGGUGCUCGGGCGGUAAUGCCUUGCCUGGAAAGCGCAGCCAAUAUUAACGUAGCUGUGAAUGACAAUUUCAAACCAUCUCUUUCCUCUUCUUCAGGUAACAACGUCUCCCAAACUCUCGGCUUUGUUCCUAUUGGCAAGAAAACAAGCUUGUUUCGUCGGCAAGUAGGUCGACGGAGUAGACAAGAAUACGCCGCAGGCUUGGAAUUUGAAGCCUCGAUAGUCACCAUGAGUCCACGCAAUGACCAAGUAGACUUACCAAAGCCGAGAGCCAGAAACAGGAGCGAUGCCAGGUCAUCAGUAGAUAAGCUUAUGGACGAAGUUAACGAUACAGUGGGAGGUGAGCCAGCUGACGAUGCUACGAAGGAGGAAUGGGAUCGCUACUUGAGCACUUACAUAAAUGAACUGGAUCGGAGAGCGGGGUCGAGCUCAUGGCCUCAACUUGAAAAGGCUGAACGGUUUGUCAAGAGAAUGGAACAAGCACCUUUUAGAAGGAUGGACUAUAGCAGUGACGAAGACGACGCGCCCAAAGCUGGCGGAUCGACAGCACUAGGCCAACAGAAAGUUCAGACUGGAAAAAGCCAUCAUAGGGCCACGGCUACGAAUGGCAAGCCUCGGGAAAGACGUCGCGAGACAACAGAGUCGAGAAAGAACGAGGUGCAGGCAGCUUCCGCGGGAAAGCAAGCAGCAAAGGAUCUUCAUGAGUUGGAAGGCGCAGAACAGUCAAGCAGCGGCAAUGGAGUGAAGGCUUCCACACCAAACAUUAUUCCACCAGGCCCGAGCCCGAUGACGGAUCAGGAUAGUCCGCAACAUAAAAAAAGAUGCCGGAGAGCAGUAGAAUCCCUAAUGUCGGAAUUGGGCAAGAACUGGCAACCUCAUGCUGACGAACAAGGACGUAGGCCAGUCAGGGGGAGAGCUAACAAGAAUUGAUUAGUUACCUCUUAGAUAUGUUCACGAAGUACAUUUAUAUUAUCUAGCAGAGCUCUAGGGUACGGGGACCUAUCAUGACGGGGAAAGGUGUAUUCUGUGCAUAGCGAAGGUUAUCUUA